Phaeodactylum tricornutum CCAP 1055/1 is the source of this 1722-nucleotide messenger RNA. RefSeq lists its product with no specific name. The annotation marks the transcript as partial. The record is from RefSeq and is a predicted model, not a curated record. The transcript has 2 exons. NCBI's taxonomy places the organism in Eukaryota, Bacillariophyta, Bacillariophyceae, Surirellales, Neidiaceae.
GAGUCUCGGGUGUGUGGCAGGAUCGUUUCAUUGAAUGUCCCGAAGCCUUCGUCACCGACCCGUUACUCACGAACACGAGGAAGAGCAAGAAGUCUCCCCGAAACUCCGCCGCUACAGUACGGGUUCGUCCAUGGCCUACAGUCGCCGUCCGGUCAUCGCCUACGCGCGUGGAAUAACGGGGGGUACCAACGCGGCGACCCGACCGCGAGCCAACGGCAAUCUCUCGGUCUACCGCAACAAAAUCGGGCUCGUACUACUAGCCACCGUGGCUUACACGGCUUUCCUGUACCGAUCGGGUGGGGCACGCAGCUUUCUCGGCAACGCGACGUUGGGUAUGGCGGCCAUGUCGAAGGCUGGGCGUCGCCUGCAGGUAUCUACUUGGAAUAUUGCGGCUAUCAACAACAAUCCCUUCGAGUACUGGAUUACCUACAACAAGGAAUACGAGGAUCUCAUGGUCAAGGUGGAGUCAUUCUUGGAUUCUCCGGGUGACAAAGAUGUGGCCGUUCCAAAAGUCUUUUCACAGAGCAUGUUUGAUCAGUUGGAUGCACGCAUGACUAGCGUAGGUUGGCAAUCCGUCAAGCCAUACUGGGAGAAUGAUUUUUCCAAGCGCACGAUCGUCGAAGGUUUCAUGAAAGACGGUUUGCUAGGACUCAAACGUCUGGCAUCGAUGCCAGAUCGAAUGACGAAUACCAUAAAUACGGAAGAUGGCAACAUGGUGUUCCGUCCAACGAUUAUCAACAUGUACGAAGACGAUCUAAGUUCUCAGGAAAUUUGGUGGGAGAAGUGGAGUUCGUUCAUGUUCGAUACUAAAUUGAAGAUUAAAGGCAAGGGUGAUGUAGUACAAGAACAGAUGCCUUACCAAAUGCUUCAAAAGAUCAAACGCUCCAAGUACAAAGCCGUUACUGAGGAAGAAGAGAAAGACUCUCUUCCUUUGCAAACAAUGUGUGGAGCCAUUUUUGACGCAAUUCUCGUUCACAUGAUGAAUACUGUUUCGACUCCGGAUACGUGGCAACCUUUAAAGCGAACCAUGGUUCAAGCGCUUAACAAGCAAAAGGUCCCAAAUACACUCAAGAUCAUGGAAAAACACUACAUGGACUCCGAUAUAAUUACUCUGCAAGAAGUCUCCGCUAGUUUAAUUGAUCAAGCGCGAAAGUCGGCAAUCGGGAAGAAGUUCCAUAUCAUCGCGCCCGCAAAUCUGGACGCUGUGCGAGAUCAAAACUCCGUUGUUUGUUUAAAGCGCUCAACGUUUCCGGAUGGAGCAAUCGAAGAGAUCACAGCAAAAGUGGAAGCGGCAUUUCCUAAGGAUGAGGACAUACCGGUAUCCAACGGAGACAUUCUCGCUGUCACGACCAAAAGUAUUGACAACGUGCCGUUUGUGGUUGCCUCAUUUCACGGAGACACAAACGGUCUCGCUACCAAGCCCGUGGUGGACGCUAUCCUGAAAGCAAUGGGUGCGGACUCAAAACUCGUCUCACAUCGUCUAGUUUUUGGUCUAGAUGCCAAUACUUACGAAAAAGCGAUUCCUGAUAGUCAGCAAGAUGUCUUGGAUUUUGGGAAGUCGUACGUCAAGCAUGGCCUGACUUCGUGCUGGGGUGACGUGCCUGAUCCGAAAAACUAUACUACUUUUAACGCCCGCACCUUUCUACAACCUCAGCUUAACAAAGCUUGUCGGCGAGAUGAGAAACGCAGUAACGGAGAUGUGAAUCCCAAGGAUUUUAUUUU